Pseudogymnoascus verrucosus is the source of this 863-nucleotide messenger RNA. It is a transcript of the gene DTD1, whose product is annotated as D-tyrosyl-tRNA(Tyr) deacylase. The record is from RefSeq and is a predicted model, not a curated record. Gene Ontology annotation, cellular component: cytoplasm. Gene Ontology annotation, biological process: tRNA metabolic process. The coding region runs from base 233 to 730 and encodes 165 amino acids. Gene Ontology annotation, molecular function: D-tyrosyl-tRNA(Tyr) deacylase activity. The transcript has 4 exons. NCBI's taxonomy places the organism in Eukaryota, Fungi, Ascomycota, Leotiomycetes, Thelebolales, Thelebolaceae.
CACGAUUGCCGGGAUCAGAGAAUUGUUGGUCUGGGGAGAAAUGAACAACAGAACUAUUUGUUGGACAUAUAUUUAUUUUUAAAAGCGAGUUUGAAUUAUUUCACGUUCAUUGAUAUAUUGGUAUUUGCCCAUUAUUUAGAGAUCUCUUUUAUGAAUGGCGUGUUAGAGACUGUCGAAUUUAGAUUGGGUCAAAGUAUCACCAGCAACUCCUCGUCUUAGUUGAGUCUCCAGGAUGAAAGCUAUAUUACAAAGGGUUAUUUCUGCCUCUGUCACUGUUGACAAGCAAGUUGUUUCUUCUAUUGGAAAGGGCAUUCUGAUUCUUGCUGCCGUUGCUCCAGGAGACACAGAGAAGGAAGUUGAUGCUCUAGCCGCCAAAGUUAUCAAAAUGAAGCUAUGGGACGACGAAGAGAUGGGUGGCAGAUGGAAGCACAGUGUGCAAGAUAUAUCUGGGGAUGUCCUUUGCGUCUCCCAAUUUACACUCUUGGCAAACACAAAAAAGGGUUCAAAACCUGACUUCCAUGGCGCAAUGGGUGGGGAACAAGCUAAAGAACUCUACCAGCGGUUUGUGACGAAGGUAGGGGAGGGAUAUGACCCCGAAAAGGUUAAGGACGGCGUAUUCCAAGCUAUGAUGGAAGUGGCUUUGAUCAAUGAUGGACCUGUUACCUUUGAAAUGUCUGUCGAGCCUAAGCCUGUUGAGCAUAAGAAGUCUGCUGAGCCUAAGAAGCCUUGAGGCAUGCUCUGAAAUCCGGAUCCUAUCUGUUUGUUUACAUAGCAUGGUUUUGGCGGCGUUCGCGUUGCAUAUAGACAUCGGGCUCAGUAGAGAUCAAUAGCACAUAGCCCCAUCAAAUAAGUCCAACUGCAAC